Molecule: messenger RNA, 2244 nt
Organism: Babjeviella inositovora NRRL Y-12698
Lineage: Eukaryota; Fungi; Ascomycota; Pichiomycetes; Serinales
Exons: 3
Coding region: 1-2244 (747 amino acids)
Cellular component (GO): plasma membrane
Molecular function (GO): calcium-activated cation channel activity
Source: RefSeq, a predicted model, not a curated record
AUGUACCCCAAGACCGACCAGCGCGUAUUUGCCGCGCAGUUGAUUGUGUGCACAGUGCUCGGCACGGCUUCCUUCGUAGCAUUCUGCUGCUUCCGCGCGCGCUGGCCGCGCUUCUACGCGGUGCGCACGCUCCGCAAAAGUGGCCUCCGUGCGUUGCCCCCAGGCUUAUUCCAUUGGAUAAAGGCGCUCUAUGCAAUCUCUGACGACGAGAUCUUGCGUGGCUGCGGCUUGGAUGCGUUUGUAUAUCUCGGCUUCUUCCGCAUGGCUAUCCGGAUCUUUGGUGUAUGCACCGUUCUCGCCAUCACCGUCAUCAGUCCCAUUAGGCUCUAUUACACGGGGCAAUACGACAAGGAUGGAGUCCUUAGAAGCAUCAGAUGGCGCGGUGAGGACCCUGACCCCGAUCCUGAGAUGGCGCCGUAUCUCUGGAUGUAUCCCGUCUUCACGUACAUUUUCACCCUCCUGACGCUCUUUUUCUUGUUUCAACAAACCCAGACGGUGGUUUCGACCCGCCAGCGCUACCUUGGCGCGCAGAACUCCAUCACUGACCGCACAAUCUCGCUCCACGGAAUUCCCACAGGUUUGAGCAACGCGCUGGCACUCCAAAGACUCCUUGAGGAUUUGGGCAUCGGGCGUGUGCGCGAUGUAAAGCUCUGUUACGACUGGAGCGCGCUCCGUGCGUUAUUCGCUCGCCGCGCGCGGCUCACGCGCGCGCUCGAAGAGGCGUACGCCGCGUAUUUGGGCUUGCACGUGGAUUUAGAUUCCGGAAUCCCGGCCGUCAUGCUCGCGGAGAUCGACGCCAAAAUCGAGCGCAUGCGCGAAGCGAACGAGUUCCGUCUUGGAGGUUGCGCGUUCGUGACGAUGGACUCGGUCGCGUCCGCACAGAUGGCCGCGCAGGCGGUUUUGGACCCGCGCGCAUACAACCUCAUUGCACGCCUCGCGCCCGCGCCCACAGAUGUGAAAUGGGAGAACCUCUGUGUCCCACCUGGCCAGAAGUUCGUGCGCCGCUACCUCAUCACCUUCCUUAUUGCCAUUCUGUCGGUCGCGUUGUUCUUUCCCGUUGCGUAUCUCUCGACGUUGAUCAACGUAAAGACCAUCUCGCGCUUCUGGCCUGCCUUGGGAAAGGCCAUCUCCGAUAGCAAAUGGGCCACCACGUUCGUCACGGGGAUCCUUCCGCCGUACCUUUUCACCUUAAUGAACGUGUGUGUUCCAUAUUUCUACGCUUACCUUUCCACCCUCCAGGGCUACCGCUCCAAAGGCGACGUAGAGCUCUCAACCAUCGCAAAAAACUUCUUCUACAUCUUCUUCAACCUCUUUCUCGUCUUCACCUUGGCUGGUACCGCCUCUAACUACUGGUCGCUCCUCUCAGACACGACCCAGAUCGCGUACCAGCUCGCGCAAUCGAUCAAGAAGAUGUCGCUCUUUUAUGCGAAUUUGAUCCUUCUCCAGGGUGUGGGCAUGUUCCCCUUCCGCUUGCUCCAGGCGGGCGACAUCUUCCUCUUCAACGCAAACCGCUUAUUCCGCUGUUCAACCCCGCGAGACUACCGUGAUGUCUACUACAAGCCGCCGGUGUUUGACUUCGGCUUGCUCCUCCCGCAGCCCAUGCUCAUUCUCAUCAUCACACUCAUCUAUUCCGUCAUCCUGACCAAGAUUGUUGCCAGCGGUCUUGCCUACUUUGUGCUCGGCUACUUCACCUACAAGUACCAGUUGAUGUACUCCAUGGUCCACACCCAGCACAGCACGGGUAAAGUCUGGCCCUUGAUUUUCCGAAGGGUUUGUCUCGGGCUCGUCUUGUUCCAGCUCACCAUGGUGGGCACGCUAGCGCUCGAGAAGGCAUUUGUCCUUGCGGGGAUCGUGAUUCCGUUGGUUGUUCUCACUUUCAUUGCUGUAUACUCCUUCCAGACCCAUUACCUCCCACUCAGCUCGUUCAUUGCGUUGCGGUCGAUCCAAGACGGUCAUUUCUCUGUCGUGGGCGACAUGCUUGCAGGGGAGUCGUCAUCAUCGAGCGUAGAUGGGGAAGCGGCCGUCAGUAAGCAGUCGCGCAUCCGCAAGCGGCGCAGCACCGUCGACGAGGAACGCGACCAGUUUCUCGACUACACCUACCCGUACUUGGUUGACCAUCUCGACGGCCCGUGGUUGGGCUUCGAGGGUGACUACGUCACCACGAUCAACUACCACUCGCGCGACGGUGACGGCGACUUCGACACCAUCACCAAGAAGAAGCACAUGGUGUCGGAAUGGGAGUAA